CACGUGCGACUUACGCAGUUCGUGGUUGCACUGUCGCAAGGGCGGAUGAGAUAUCCGCCGUCACUCCGGUCCCGCGAGGUCUUCGCUUUGGUGACAUCCGCGUUCGAUUCCGCCGAGUACUUCGAGCGAGUCAACGUCGUCGGUUCGACCAAGAGAGAGAGAGAGAGAAAUAGAUAUACGAAUCUGAAAGAGAGAGAAGAGAGUUGCAAAUUUCAGGAGCGAGCUCAUUGACGCACGUCGCAAAAUGUUCUCCGGCCUGACGAAUCAGGUAUCCAAUUGGAUGGGGAAGAAGCCCGAGAACGGCAGCGAGGUGACAGGCGAGCAGAAGGUCACCUCCCCGGAAGCCGAGAGCGCCGUGGAUCUCGAGAAGAAGAACAAUACCAGUCCCAAGGGUAAUAAAUUGGAAAUGUUAGCCGGGGUAAAGAAUCAAAUGUCCGGUUGGUUGAGCGGCGGUAUACCUGGAUUAAGCCGCGGCGCCGGAGCCGGCGAGGGCGAGGCCCCGCAAUCAGCUGAGACAGAAGAGACCCAGGAGCCUCAAGAGAGCCAGGCUCCCGUUGGUGAACAAGUGAAGGAUGACGAUGCAAGCAGGUACGCAACCGGUGGAGCGGAUAGCGGUCCCGCGAGUUUAGAGGGCACUCCAACUGAUGACAAAAAUGGACAACAGGCUUUUGGUGCCGUUUCCACGAAGGCAUUGGCGGGUGCGAAGAGCCUUGGCGGAUUCUUGUAUAGCGCCGUGAAUAAGGCCGGGAAGACCGUGGUGGAGGCCAGCGUGAAAAUCAAGAAGACCGUCGAAGAGAACAGGCUGAUCGCUGAACUCAAUAAGGAACAGGAGGCUUUCAUCGCCAGCAAGCAGGCGGGCGAGAAGGGCGAGGCUGUUGCACCUUGGGUCGGCGCGCCGAACGAGGAUGCGCUACGCGAGGAGUGCCUGUCACUCUCAACCGAUCGACGUAAUUUCGUGAGAGCACCACCACCAGGCGUAGAAUUCGCUUGGGACUUCGAGGCUGUCCAGCCAAUGGCACAGGCUACCCUUGCUCUGGAUCCGAAUCUUGAGGCCAUGAGGUUCGAGCUUGUCCCGAAAGUUAUAUCCGAGGAGAACUUCUGGCGCAACUACUUCUACCGGGUGUCCCUGCUGCGCCAGGGCUACGAGUUGAACGCGAUGGCCAGCAGCCAGCAAGAGGCGGAAAGCAACUCCAAUCAAACCCUCGCCAGCACCACCGACAGCAUCGAUCACACUCAAGUUCAAAUGACCACUGGCCAGACAACCACCCCGGGUGCCACGACAACGGGCAGUAACAGCACGCUGGCCGAUUCACCAGGUCACGAGUUCGUGUCCGAUACCAUGAGGGUCUCGGACACAGACCUCGAGGAGGUCCGAGAGGGGAUGAGAAAGCUGGGGAUGCAGCCGCCGAAAGCCUAAAAGAAGAGGAGAGUGCCCCCCAAAUGCCAUUAUCCAAAGCACACCCCCUCAGAGAUGUACAUGCUUUCCGCUCUCGAAAACUGACAUUUUUCAGUUCUUAGCGGUAUACCGAACCUCCUCUCGCCUCUUUCUCUGUCUUCUCCUCUUCCCCCGUUUUCUUUUUUUUUUUUUUUAAUUUUCUGUUUCUCCGUCACGCGAAGCCGCUCCUGGGCACGAACGUUCCCACGAGACGAAUGUUUGUUUCGUUACAAUCGAUCUGGCAGUCGACGCGAUCCCGUGCCAGUCGCAAGGAUCACCCCGACUGAACGCAGAUUCGAAUCGAUGAGAGGAAGCUAGCGAGCUUAAAAAAGCGGAACGCUCCCGGGACGUGACAUAAAGCAAUCGCGUGAAAAAGAGGAAACAAUCUCGGAGUCAGUUUAAGAAGAACGGCCAGUCGUGUCGUAAUUAGACGGUCAGGAAUCUGUCAUUGGGAGAAAAUAAGCUUAACUGAUAUAAUGGAGAUAAAUUUCCACGCAAAGUAAUUGUUUCAUCUUUUUCAUUGUUAUUAAGAGAUUUUUUUUUUUACUUUUACGUAGGCAGGCCUCAAAUGAACGGGUUUUAUAGGCUUUUUGUUUUUAUAUUCCGACGAGGAGCGUAUUUUUUCAUCAAAAAAAAAAAAAAAGAAAAAAAAAAUAAAUAAAUAAAUUUGGCCACGCACACGUGUUUGAAAAAAAUAUUUCAAUUUUCGGGAUUUAAUUGCAAAUAUCGAAUAGUACAUGUUUUUAUUUCUUUUUAUUUUUGGAUAUUGAUGUCGAGAGUAAAAAGAAUGUAUUUGUGUGAAAUUUCACCUGACAGUUGCUCGUUAGAGAUGCGUCGUCGAAUCGCGAAAAUGAAAGACUCGGAGAAAAUAAAAAAAAAAAAAGAAAGAAGAGGAAGAAAA
Molecule: messenger RNA, 2336 nt
Organism: Cataglyphis hispanica
Lineage: Eukaryota; Metazoa; Arthropoda; Insecta; Hymenoptera; Formicidae
Gene: Sap47
Product: synapse-associated protein of 47 kDa
Exons: 9
Coding region: 245-1417 (390 amino acids)
Cellular component (GO): synapse; cytoplasm
Source: RefSeq, a predicted model, not a curated record